Cynoglossus semilaevis (tongue sole) is the source of this 3339-nucleotide messenger RNA. It is a transcript of the gene gmcl1, whose product is annotated as germ cell-less, spermatogenesis associated. Gene Ontology annotation, biological process: germ cell development. NCBI's taxonomy places the organism in Eukaryota, Metazoa, Chordata, Actinopteri, Pleuronectiformes, Cynoglossidae. The record is from RefSeq and is a predicted model, not a curated record. Bases 578 to 2089 code for a protein of 503 amino acids. Gene Ontology annotation, molecular function: protein binding. The transcript is spliced from 15 exons.
UACUUAUUAUAUAUAUGUUGUUUUUUUAUUCAUUUGUGUUGAUUUUGGUUAAAUAUGAUGAUAAAGGGACAUGGGUUGCCAUUAAAGCAAUUAGAUUUAGUUUUCCUUUGGUCUUUGGUCUAAGACAAAUGCAAAGUUUGAAUUUUUAACAGACAGUCAAACGUGUUAAUCAGUAACCAACAGAUGGUGGUCAGUAGGGGGCGUGAGGGAGCAGAGCGCUUGUUUGUGACGUGGACACUGCACUGACCAGCCAGAGAAGAAGAAAUAAAUUAAAAAACAAAAAGCCAAAAGCAGCCUCAGAGAUUUUUGGAACAGUCGCAUCUUCUCUUUUCUUUGGGAUUAUUUAAACUCCCAGAAACAUGUGAGUGAAGGCAGGCCUCUGUUCAUCCGUGUCGGGAGGCUGAUGAGCAGGAGCAGCUGCUAUGAAGAGACGGUGUUAAAAGUUAUUCCAGAACCGGGUGAGCGAACUCGGCGGCUAAGCUAACGCUAAGGUGUUGGUUGCUCUACGGUUGUCUCUCCCUCCAGAGGAAUAUCAGCCGGAGUUUGCUCCAUCUUUCCUCCGGUCCGAGCGCUGGAGAUGGGAAGUCUGGGCAGCAGGUUCCAGUCCCCCUCCCCGGGGUCAGACGAGGCGUCGGAGGGAACGAGCACAGGCCGAAAACACAGCUACGACUGCAAGAAGAGGAAAAGGAACGCUCCGUGUGACUGUGAGAGCGAGCAUGAGGAGGACGAGGGGUUACUGGAUACGCCUCGGAGGAAGAAGCUGAAAAGCACAUCAAAAUAUAUUUAUCAGACUUUGUUCCUGAACGGUGAAAACAGCGACAUUCGUAUCUGUGCUCUGGGUCAGGAGUGGAACCUUCACAAGGUUUACCUCUGCCAGUCCGGAUAUUUCUCCAGUAUGUUCAGCGGCUCCUGGAAGGAGUCCAACAUGAUGGAAAUCAACCUGGAGAUCCCCGACCAGAACAUCGACACUGAAGCUCUGCAGGUCGUAUUUGGAUCUCUGUACCGCGACGAUGUUCUGAUCAAGCCCAGCAGAGUCGUCAGUAUUCUUGCUGCUGCCUGUAUGCUGCAGCUGGACGGUCUGAUCCAGCAGUGUGGAGAAACCAUGAAGGAGAACAUCAGCUCCAAGACCGUGUGUGGUUUUUAUGCCUGCGCUAUGAUGUACGGACUGGAUUCAGUCAUGAAAAAGUGUCUGGAGUGGCUGUUGAACAACCUGAUGACUCACCAGAAUGUGGAACUGAUGAAGGAACUGGGGUCAGAGGUGAUGGAGCAGCUCAUUCAGUCCUCAGACCUGUUCGUCAUGCAGGUGGAGAUGGAUGUUUACACUGCACUGAAGAAGUGGAUGUUCCUGCAGCUCAACCCGUCGUGGGACGGUCCAAUCAAACAGCUCCUCGCCGACGCUGACGCCUGGCUCUGCAAACGAAGGACAGAUCUGUGUGAGAAGGAGCCGUUUCUGAACACAGAGGACGGAGCGUCCUUCAGUUCCGUCUUCAAACACGUUCGUCUCCAGUACAUCAUCAAUGAUCUGGCGUCUGCACGAAACCUGGAGCGGGACAAUAUUCUACCUCCUGAUUGGCUCACGUCGGUGUACAAGAACCAGUGGUUUGCGAUGCUGCGCACAGAGUUUGACAACGACAUCGGUCCUCAGGAAGCAAACAAAGAAGAGUUUGAGCUGAGCAGCAUGAGAUGUGGGAGGAAACUGUCCAAAGAUGGAGACUACUGGUGGCGGUGGACGGGCUUCAACUUUGGUUUCGAUCUGUUGGUCAACUACACAAAUCGAUUCAUAGUCUUUAAAAGGAAUACUCUAAGUCAGCCAUGCGGGGGCGCUGUGAGCCUGCAACCCCGCAGGCAUUUGGCCUACAGGUUACGUCUGGCCUCCUUUGAUUCCCGUGGAAAGCCGAUAUGCAGCCGUUCGACAGGUUACCAGCUCCUGACCCUGGAGAAGGACCAGGAGUACGUGGUGAUGAACCUGGACAGCCGCCUCUUAUCAUUCCCUCUCUACAUCUGCUGUAACUUCAUGUACACGUCGCCCCCGUCCGACAGCCGUCCAGAUUCCUCGGAGCAGGACAUCACUCUUCGUUCUGUGUCCUGAUCCCUGACCCUCGCCCCCCAGUGGCCACCAUUCCAACAUCGAGGCCCAGACUUGACGGACACUUGUACAGUGCGUAACCCUCGUGUUUAAUAUCACUUCCUCAUCGUAGACACAGUCAGAGAGAGCGGGCAGCUGAGACUUCACCUCAGAAAGACGUUUUUUUUCCUGCACUUUUUCAACUGAAAAAAAGGGGUUUUAAACUCCUCAAGUGAGAAUUUUUAAGUUUUGUUUUGUUUGUUUUUUUUUUUUUUUGCACUUCUUUGGGGACACCACUAGGAGGCUCUAUAAUAUUAAAAGGUGGGAACAACACCAAAAGGUGAAGCUGACACUUAGAAAGUUAACUGGAAAUGUACAUUUUCUUUCACUCUUUCACCUGGUUUACUGACUGACAUCGAACAGAAGGCUGUAAAAAUGAAUCGCUUCUUCACCUCCUACAGUUCCAUAGGUACCAGUUCCAUUUUCCCCCAAAAGCAGCACUUGUACAGAAUAAGCAGUUCAUCUCUGUUAUUUCAUAAUAAAUUUAUCACUAUUGAAGCUAAAUCCUAAACACUUUGACAUUUAAAAAAUAACAAUAGAAACAAACAUCAAUUCUCCCUGAAGUCUGGAAAAAGUUCAGAAGUAAAAUAUAUACAUAAAAAAAGAUUUUUUUUAUCACCUUCUAGUCCAGUCUGCAUGUGGACGUUUUACCAUAAUAUACAAAUCCUAUUCACACAAAAUACUGAAAACAAAGGAACAAAAAAAACUUCAUUAAUCAAAUCACAGCUUAUUCCAGUAUCUGUCAUUAAAGAAAAGAAAAGAUAAUUGCAUUUGUUCCCCCAAAUGCCCUGAAGUUUAUCCGACUCUGUGUGUUGAGCCUUAAACCCUUUAUUUUUGUACUUUUUCUUCAACCACACCUGUCGAUCAAACCGAACUCCGUAGUGACUCUGUGCAGGGAUGUGAACCGGUGUCGAGCCGAAGCUUCUGUUCUUCACUUCCUGUGUUCAACGUUUUCACAUGAAGUCGUUUUUUAUGUUUAAUGUUCUUUAACUCUUUGCUUUUUUCUGACGAUGUCUUACCUCAUGCUGUUUUGAAAAACUGAAAAAUGUCUGCGUUCUCAGACCGAUCAGGUUCAACGUUGAAGGUGGUUUUUUUUAUAUUUGGCAUUUAUUUAUUUUAAAUUUGUUUCUCUUUUUGUACCAGGAGAAAAUCUGUGCACAAUUAUCACCUGCCAAUAAAACUGCCCUUUAACGGGGGCUGUGGUGCUGAUCUCC